Ilex paraguariensis (yerba mate) is the source of this 636-nucleotide messenger RNA. The record is from the annotation of a GenBank genome assembly. NCBI's taxonomy places the organism in Eukaryota, Viridiplantae, Streptophyta, Magnoliopsida, Aquifoliales, Aquifoliaceae.
UUCGGACGGAUCAGAGCCCUCUCGCUCUCAAGCAAAAUACAGCAAAAGAUGCCAAAAAAUCACCAAAAGCCUCAUGCUUUAAUGAUCCCAUACCCUUACCAAGGCCAUGUUAUCCCCUUUGUCCAUCUAGCCAUGAAACUUGCUUCAAAUGGCUUCAUCAUCACCUUCGUCAAUACUCACUCGGUCCACCACCGGAUAUCGGAUGCACAAAAACGUAACAACCAAGAAGACAUUUUUGCCGAAGCACGUAAAUCUGGUCUGGACAUACAUUAUGCAACCGUUAGCGACGGUUUUCCACUAGGGUUCGACAGGUCUCUGAACCAUGACCAGUUUGUCGAGGGUCUCCUACAUGUUUUCUCAGCCCAUGUGGAUGAAUUGGUCGGAAAGUUGGUUCAGGCAACCCCGCCGGUCACCUGCUUGAUCGCCGACACUUUUUACGUUUGGCCGGCGACUAUUGCGAAGAAGUAUAACCUUGUUAAUGUCUCAUUCUGGACUGAACCAGCGUUGGUCUUCACUUUAUACUAUCACUUGGACCUGCUAAAGGAAAAUAGUCAUUUUGCUUCUAACGGUGAUGGACUGAUCUCUGAACCACCAAAAAAUUGCGUUCUAAAACAUAUUUCAAUCCAACCAAAGUAA